This is a messenger RNA of Argiope bruennichi, 1601 nucleotides long. Its product is annotated as cuticle protein 16.8-like. Bases 83 to 781 code for a protein of 232 amino acids. Gene Ontology annotation, molecular function: structural constituent of chitin-based larval cuticle. The transcript has 3 exons. The record is from RefSeq and is a predicted model, not a curated record. NCBI's taxonomy places the organism in Eukaryota, Metazoa, Arthropoda, Arachnida, Araneae, Araneidae. Gene Ontology annotation, cellular component: chitin-based extracellular matrix.
GCUCUCCCAGUGGUCACUACUACUAGUCUCUUAGGUUUUUACUCUUUCGCAGUUGUGCCUUACCUGUUCAACAGCUAGCACCAUGAUUGCACAGAUCGCUCUUUUCGCCCUCGGCCUGGCCGUAGUUUCUGCUGAUCCUUAUGGAUAUCCCCCAUCUUAUGGAUACAAACCUUCCUACUCUCAGCCAGAAGCUGUUUAUGACACUUAUGAUCACAAACCUCAACCAUACAGCUUCGGAUAUGAAACCAAAGACGCUUAUGGCAACAAGCAAUUCAGACAGGAAGACAGUGACGCCAGUGGAGCCAAGAAGGGAUCCUAUGGAUACACUGACGCUCAUGGCAUCUACAGAACCGUUGAGUACAUCGCCGACAAACACGGAUUCAGAGCCUGGAUCAAGACCAACGAGCCAGGAACCGCCAAGCAGAACCCUGCCGAUGUUGAGAUGAACGCUGUUGAAGCCCCCGUUGUCCACCACGCCCCUGCCUACAGCGCCCCUGUCCACUACACUGCUCCAGUCCACUAUGACAGUUAUGGAUCUGCCCCAGUUGCCUACAAGACACCAGUUGUCUACAAAGCCCCAGUUGUCCACAAGGCUCCUGUUGCAUACAAGGCUCCAGUUGUCUACAAAAGCCCUGCUCCAGCAUACAAGGCCCCAGUUGUGUACAAAGCUCCCGUUGUAGAAUACAAGGCUCCAGUCUACACUGGUAGCUCACCCCAAGUUUACAAAAUCCCCGCCUACGGAUACAAACCCCACUACAGGAAAUACGAUGAUCUCUAUUAAGUUAACUGAUGUAACUAAUGAAUGCUUUUAAGGUUAUUUGCUUGUUGAUUUGAUGUAGCCUUCAGAUGGCUCAAAUGGCCCAAACGUGUUAAAGACUAUUUGUCUAUUUUCCUUUCUGUUGGCGCUAUAUAUGAUGAAAUAACUCUAAAAAAAUGUUUAAAUUAUUUUUUUAAUUUAUCAGAAUCGAAAAAUUAAUUGCAGUAAAGUUUUUGAAUAAUAGGAAAUAGUAUUGGUGUUUUAAAUGUGAACUAAAGUACUUUAUUUAAAAAUUCAGAUUUUAUAAAAAAAAGAAAGAAAAAAAGUACAACAGCGUUUUAAAAUCGAUAAAGAUCCUUUUUUAACAGGUUAAAUUAAAUUAUUCGAAUGUGCCAAUUUUAAAAUGGGUGUGGUGUAUGGUUUGUGUUAAAGAUCUUUUUAUAUAUUUUUAGUAUGUUCGCAAAUUUAACAAAGUUUUGCACUCUUUUCUUUUGAUUCUGUUUAGCAUACUUGAUGUCACUGUCAGGUGUUUGAUAUAUCUCUUACUGUGUACAGACAUAUUUCGCUUCAUUCCUCCAUCUUAUUUAAACGUUUCAUCUGUUUAUUUAUGCUUUUCUGUAAAGUCUUUCUAUGAUGUACAACAAAAUGCAUUGUUUAAUAUAUUGCUGGCUCUAAUUGUACAUGCGUUCUCUUACAGAGAACUCAUUUAUUGUACAGUUACGAAAUUGUAUAAUGUCACUUGUGUACGUAUAGUGUUUGGCACUGUGAUUUCUGGGAUACUUUUUUUGCUGUAGAUGGUUUUUGUACAAGCAUAUUUAAGCAAUAAAACUUGUUUUUAUAAAUA